Molecule: messenger RNA, 720 nt
Organism: Anoplophora glabripennis (Asian longhorned beetle)
Lineage: Eukaryota; Metazoa; Arthropoda; Insecta; Coleoptera; Cerambycidae
Product: 52 kDa repressor of the inhibitor of the protein kinase-like
Exons: 3
Coding region: 268-720 (150 amino acids)
Source: RefSeq, a predicted model, not a curated record
UGUUUAGGAAUGAAUGAAGUAAAAUCUCUUUUUGUAUUUGUUGUUUGUAAAUCUUUGGUAGUACUACUAAAAUCGGGUUAGAUUAGGUUAUUCAUUCGUCGCAUCGCAUAGAUCUAAUUAAAUCUAUGAUUCGUCGUAUCGUCGUUGUGUAUGAAUCUGUAGAAAUUUUAAUAAUAGUGUGAUUGAUAUUCUAUUUGAAUCUCCGUUUUUUUUUUUAGUUAUUUGUGAUAUUUAUUUUGUGAUAAGCUAGACUUAAAACUAUUUGAAAUGCCAAAAUCAAAAACUAUACGUAAGUGCAUUGUUGAAAAUUGUUUCAAUACAUCUUCAGAUUUAACUUUAUUUAGACUUCCAAAAGAUGAUGAAAGGUGCUCGAUUUGGCUAAAAAAUUGUAAUAGGUUGAAUCUUGCCCAUUUUUCAUCAGAACAUUUAUAUAGAAGUUACCGAGUCUGCAGUUCUCAUUUUGACGCCAAGAUGUUUGCAGGCACUUUUAGUGAUAUAGCAAAGAAUAAACUGAAGAAAAAUGCGAUACCUACUAUUAUGCCUAGACAUAGUUGUGAUGAAGAAGUAGUAAUUGCAGAAAAUCCCAAUAUAUAUGUGCCAAAUAUUCACAUACUUCUAUCCUAUACUGAUCAUUUUGCAAUUGACUUGAAGCCGAAAAGUGGGGCGACGUACCAGCGUAUUCAUACGCAUGCGUUUACUUUACGGGUUUUGAUUGGUUGA